This is a messenger RNA of Nothobranchius furzeri (turquoise killifish), 2748 nucleotides long. The record is from RefSeq and is a predicted model, not a curated record. Lineage: Eukaryota; Metazoa; Chordata; Actinopteri; Cyprinodontiformes; Nothobranchiidae.
AUUGGCUGCUAAGUGUUAGCACACAUUGCUGCACAGGUUGCCUAGCUAGCAGAAGGAAACAUCAUUGACCAGAUCUGGAAAAAGGAAAGAAGCUUUCAUGCAGUAAAACUAGUUUCCGUGAAGUAACAGCACGUUUGUUCUGGAUAAAAGAAGAUGGCGCAGUGGGUCCAGCUUCAGAUGUUGGACUCUAAGUACCUGGAGCAGGUGGACCAGCUGUACGACGACUCCUUCCCCAUGGACAUCCGACAAUAUCUGAGCAGGUGGAUUGAGAGCAUCGACUGGGAUACGGUGGCAUCACAGGACUCCCUGGCAACUGUUCGGUUUCACGAGCUCCUGGCUCAGCUGGAUGAUCAGCACAGCCGCUUUGCUCUGGAGAACAACUUCCUGCAGCAGCACAACUUCCGUAAGAUCAAGAGGAACCUGCAGGAUCGGUUUCAGGAGGACGCCCUCCAUAUGGCCAUGAUCAUCUCCAGAAACUUGAAAGAGGAGCAGAAGAUCUUGGCCAAUGCAAAGGAUUCUGUGCAGGAGAAGGAGGGGACGGUUUCAGCCAUGGUGGUGGAGAAGCAGAAGCUGGACAACAAAGUGAAGGAGAUGAGAAACAUUGUUCAGAUUAUCGACCAGAACCUGAAGAAUCUGGAGGACCAGCAGGAUGAAUACGAUUUCCAAUUCAACACGCUGAAGAACAGAGAGAACGACGUGAACGGCAUGACGCCAAAGGAGCUGGAGGCAGAGAAGUUAGUCAUCAUGAAGAUGUGCCUUGAACUGAAAGCCAAACGCCACGAUGCUGUGGUGUACCUGAAUGAACUGCUGAAUGUCAUCCAGGGGUUGAUAACCGACCUGAUCUCCGAGGAGCUGCCAGAGUGGAAGCAGCGGCAGCAGAUAGCGUGCAUUGGCGGUCCGCCCAAUGCUUGCGUGGACCAGCUGCAGAACUGGUUCACAGCAGUCGCUGAGAGUCUCCAGCAGGUGCGUCAACACCUGAAGAAGAUGCAUGAGUUGGAGCAAAAUUUCACGUAUGAGAACGACCCCAUCCCUCAGAAGAAAGUGUUUCUGGAGAGCCGAGCUCUGGAGCUCCUCAAGACCCUCCUCUCCAGCUCACUGGUCAUAGAGAGACAGCCCUGCAUGCCCACCCACCCACAGAGACCCAUGGUGCUGAAAACAGGCGUCCAGUUCACCGUGAAACUCCGGUUUCUGGUGAAGCUUCAAGAGUUUAACUACCAACUCAAAGUCAAAGCUCUUUUUGAUAAGGAUGUCGCAGACAAAAAAGGGUUUCGGAGGUUCAACAUUUUGGGCACAAACACUAAAGUGAUGAACACGGAGGAGUCCAACGGCAGCCUGGCUGCAGAGUUCCGACAUCUACAACUGAAAGAGCAGAAAACCGCCGGCAACAGGACAAACGAGGCGCCUCUGAUCGUCACAGAGGAACUCCACUCGCUCAGCUUUGAGUCCGACCUGCAUUUGCACCAUUCUGGACUCACCAUCCUGCUGGAGGCCGUGUCUCUGCCCGUCGUGGUCAUCUCCAAUGUGUGCCAGCUACCCAGCGGCUGGGCCUCCAUCCUCUGGUACAACAUGCUCACCACAGAACCCAAAAACCUGAAGUUCUUCCUCAACCCUCCAGCGGCGAAGUGGUCUCAGCUGUCUGAGGUUCUAAGCUGGCAGUUCUCGUCCGUCACCAAGCGAGGACUGAACCAGGAGCAGCUCAACAUGCUGGCUGACAAACUCCUCGGAGCCAAAGCUCAGAGGAAUCCAGAAGGACUCAUCCCCUGGACAAAAUUCUGUAAGCAAGGAGCCAACGAGAAGACGUUUCCCUUCUGGCUGUGGAUCGAAGGAAUCCUGGACCUGAUCAAACGCCACCUGCUGUCCCUGUGGAACGACGGCUGCAUCAUGGGCUUCAUCAGUAAAGAGAGGGAGAAGGCUCUGCUGAGCGAUAAGUGUCCUGGGACUUUCCUGCUCAGGUUCAGUGAGAGCAGCAAGGAGGGAGCGAUCACCUUCACCUGGAUCGAGCAUGACGUCCACGACAAGCCGGUUUACCACUCUGUAGAGCCGUACACAAAGAAGGAGUUGACAGCCGUGUCUUUGCCGGACAUCAUCCGCACCUACAAGGUGAUGGCAGCCGAGAACAUCCCAGAAAACCCUCUGCGCUUCCUCUACCCCAACAUUCCCAAAGACAAGGCUUUUGGGAAAUACUACCCCAAACCGUCAGAGACUCAGGAGCCCAUGGACGUGGAGAACACGGAUAAAAGCGGCUACAUGAAAACAGAGCUCAUAUCCGUCUCAGAAGUACACCCUUCCAGGCUGCAGGACAACAUGAUGCCCAUGUCUCCUGAUGACUUCAAGGCAAUAGAGCACCUCGUUGGUCCUCGAGACCUGGAUGCCGUGGCCAGCAGUCUGAUGCAAUAUGAAGAUUUAAUGUCUGAGAUGAACUCUGAGUUUUCUGUAGACAACUGACGACACUCCUGUGGUCUUCGCCUCGUCGUUUCGCAUCAGAGCUAACAUCAUCGGCUGUUGAACGCCCUGAGCAGAUGGCAUGUAGCGAGUGGUUUUAUCAUCCCUGCACAAAGGAAUUCUCAUCUGCAGCUUUUAGUGUAGCCAACUUUCACUUCACUGAAGCAGAGUAGAAUUUCUCUAUUUUCUAUUAAAUGUGAAAUAUAAAAUGUUUCCUGUCAGUAAAAGUGCGCUGUUUAAAUGUGACAAAGUGUUAACAUUCUGCCUGAGCUUUGUUUUGACUGUAUCUAUAAAAAUCUGUCCUGA